Messenger RNA from Perkinsus marinus ATCC 50983, 546 nucleotides. RefSeq lists its product as hypothetical. The annotation marks the transcript as partial. The record is from RefSeq and is a predicted model, not a curated record. The transcript has a single exon. Lineage: Eukaryota; Perkinsozoa; Perkinsida; Perkinsidae.
AUGGCGAACCCGGGGACUGUUAACCUAACACGAUCUUACUACCGCCAUUUGCCCCCUGAAGGUGUCGAGAUCAAGGGUAUACUCAUUCAAUACCAUGGUUGGUUAGAAACAUGUGAGUUUUUCGAGAAUAAGUUCCACAAUGCUGCUAUCGCUGACAAGUACGGCCUCAUAUUGAUAUCCGCCUGUGGGAGCGGCUAUGGAUGGUUUUCGACCAGACUGUAUGCAGUGCACGCAUGGAAUGCGGGUGUCUGCUGCACAUCGAAUCAGAACAUCGACGAUCUUGAGUACACCAGGAUUAUCAUCCAAAGAGAGAACAAGGCGAAUUUGCCAGUCUACGGUUAUGGUUACAGUAACGGUGGGAUGUUAGUGGAAUCUCUAUUAUGCCAUAAGAUCAUCCAAGGAGCCGUAUCGGUUAAUGGUGUUCUAGCUCUCCAGCCUGGUCUAACCAAAGCUUUCAAGGUUUGCGAUAAUAUCUAUAAUGACACUACCGUGGUCCCGAAACCUCCAGCACCGAGAAUGGCCAGUGUGCACUGUAUAGACGAUGGA